UUUGUCGUACAGAAAGGUGUGGGAUGUGACCCAUCUGAGCAUUCUGCAUUUGCCUUGUCAACAGAUCUCAUGUAAUGUUAGGCCUGGAGUGUGUGUUGCCGAGGGAAUGAGACUACGUGGCAGGGACCUGGAGGAUUCCACCAGCUCCUGGAUACCGAGCGUCCUGGGCGUGCAGAGUGUCAGGCUUCGCCUUCGCCUCGAUCGCCGCACCGACAGGGGGAGGGGGCUCUGGCAACUGGUCGACCUGAACGGAGAGGCGGUGCAGAGUGGCCAGGGCUUAUGGGAUAGGACUCCACCCACUUGUUCACAGAGUCUGAUGAGUAUUCCUACAGCAGCAUCUGGGCAGACGGGGGGUGGAGACAUGCAGUCACCUGGGGCAAUAAGCCCCUCCUUCCUCCCACCCCCAACUGGAAAGGUUCCGGGUCGCAAGAGGGGACGGCCACCACUCAAAAGGCAUCCGGAGUAUCAGAAUCGCUACCCAGAAUCCCUCCCUCCCAUCAAAGUGCCUAAGAAGAGAGGGAGGAAGCCUGGAUUCAAGCUGAAGUCCCGGUUAGCGAUGACUCCUCUGGCCAUCUCCCCUCCCAGCAGCACUCCAGAACCAGACAUGAGCUCCAUCCCUCAGGACGCUGCCACUGUUCCCCACUCUGCUACACCGGAGGUCCUUACAGUGUGUAUCUAUGUGAAUAAACAGGUGAACACUGGCCCUAACCUGGACAGACAGAAAGUCAUGCAGCUUCCUGAUCAUCUUGGCCCAGCACGGCCCUCCGUGGUGCUGCAACAGGCUGUGCAGGGUUGCAUCGAUAGCGCUUACCAGCAGAAAACAGUCUUCACCCUGCUCACACAGGGCUAUGGAGGAGAGAAAAUAUCAGCCACCUUUGACGGCAAGCAGCACCUUUUGAGUCUGCCAGUGGUAAACAGUGUUGGUUAUGUCCUUCGUUUCCUAAAAAAGCUCUGCCGGAGCCUUCUGUGUGAGAACCUCUUCAGUGAUCAGCCAAUUGCAUCUUCCUCCUCUCCCUCCUCCUCUUCUUCAGUCCACACAGACAAGCAUUCAGAUGGACAAUCCAAGUCAAACUCUAUGGUGGAUGAUUACCACUCUGAAGCAAUGGAGUCCAAGCGCUAUUCUGUUGACCAUAGUGACACAGCCUUUGGUGUGAUGACAUCCCCAUAUGUAGCCUCAAAAUCCACCUAUGGGUUUCGCUCCGGUGCCGCCUACUCUGGGGGCGCUUGCAGACCAGCAGCCAGUCCCAGUGCAUUCCAGGAAGGAAACAGAAGUGCCUACAGUCCUUCCCCAGAGGCAAGUGAGUCAAAGCCUCCUCCAAGUAAAGACCCAUCCAGGUGGAGUGUAGAGGAGGUGGUGUGGUUUAUCAAAGAUGCAGACCCUCAGGCCCUUGGUCCACACGUGGAACUCUUUCGAAAACAUGAGAUUGAUGGAGAUGCUCUCCUGCUGCUGAAGAGUGACAUGAUCAUGAAGUACCUGGGACUCAAGCUUGGCCCAGCUCUCAAACUCUGCUACCACAUCGACAAGUUAAAACAGACCAAGUUCUGAAAUGCUCUUGGCCAUGCCCCCCCCCAAAAAAAAACAAAAAAACAAACAAACAAAAAACCCACCCAAACAAACAAACAAACAAACAAACAAACAAACAAACAAAAACCACACACAGGCAUGCUUAUUUCUCUCCAACAAACUUAUACAGACAAAAACAAACACACAUGGUCUCACACACUGAGACGGACUAUUUCACGAUAUCAAGACAUCAUUUUCUUGUUUUUCAUUUGUGUUCUUCACACACAAUUUUGACCCUCACCUACCAAGUGCCCGUCGACUUUUAAAUGUCUCAAUUAUUUUGGACUUAACACAAAUUGACAAUUCCCUUGGGCUUGUUUUAAAAUUAGUUGAGAGAGUGAUGAUGAAAGUUAUUGCUGGGACAGAGCUUCUGGAAUUAUACAUACUAAAGAUAGCUAUAGAUUAGAAAAUAUUAGAAAGUUAAAAAACAAUGGACAAAAAAAAAUCCUGCCUAGUAUGGCUAGUGGGAUGGAUUUGUCAUGAACUGGACCCAUACACGUUCUGAACUGUACCUUUCACACAACUUAUGGUUUUGGCCACCCUGUGGUUAAACUGAGACAUUGCAGCAGCUCCUUGUGACGCUGGUUCCCAUUUUUCCAAGAGCAGCUAAACAAGACUUGAUAAUAUAUUCAUAUUGAACUGUACAGACACAGUGCUUUGGAGUGGAGUCACAUCUGAAAUUCUAAUGUUCAAACACACAACAGGGCUACUACUGGUUUCAAAAACUAUUACCUCUGUAACCAGAGAAAUACAGGCACUGAUAUAACCAUGGACCAAUCAUGAAAUUCAGUAUGUGUUUGGAAAUUCAAUAUGCACAAGUUUAACCAUGUUUCACCGUCACAUGUCAUGCACCUAAAGAUCUCAAUUUUGUAUUGAGUUUUUAAGAACAUGCAUUGCAGCACACCAAAAACAUCGGCACAAUCCUGGUUUAACUAAAAGGACCAAACCCAGGUAGAACCACAGCAAGUUUCUUUACUGAAUCCCACACACACCUGCCUCAGUUCAGUAAGGUGCACAUGUUACAUAUAACACUGUUAUUAAAUUAUAGGAUAUUGGAAAAUGGAUUAGUCCUUCAGUUAACAAAACAUAUCUCAAGAUAUAUAUUACAUGGAGACAUCAUAUAAGAUUUUUUAUGAUUAAAAAUACUAAUCAGUGUCAAUAUUAUACUGGAGUACCUAAAUAGUUGGUGUUAUUUUUGGAUACUAGCAUGCUGACUCAAUUUGUUUUUUAAAACAGAAGAUUGUUUUGGCCUUAUUUCAGUGGGGGUUUUUUCUGUGAAGGGUACUUUUUUUCGUUGUGAAGUGACUCAACUGUCUGGGUUUUAGAUUUUUUGUUUGUUUGUUUCUUUUUCAGCAGGGAGCAAAUAUAGUGACGGAACACAAGUGUAAAGUCAAUUUUUGUGUAAAUACAACAAUUUCAGUUAGUAGCCACAGAUGUAUACUCUACCCUCCCGAGCGAUCAGCACCAUUCAUGAAAAUGUUUAUGCAGCUUAUGGCAGUAAGUGUCUUCCUGUAAUGUCUAACAUACUGGAGACACCUGGAGAAGAAUGUUGGUCCGCUCCUCCAUGCAGAACAUUUUAAGCUUCUUUGAUUCAGACUAUGUGCUGUUCAAAUCCGGAGACUGAGCUGGUCACUACUAAUAAUUGAUUUUGUAUUUCUUUAAACAUUUCUGUGUUGAUGUUCUGUGUUUGAAGUACAUUUGUUCAUCAGCUUGUUCAAAACUGUCUAUAGCCAAGCCUGAACCUCCUGGCAGAUUUCACCAGAUUUUGAGCUAAAAUAUCCUGGUACUUAACAGAAUUCAUGAUGCCGUCAAUCUUCUCAAGAGCCCCUGACCUACCAGACAGAAAACAGCCCCAAAACAAUCAAUGAUCCACCUCCAUAUUUUAUAGUGGGUAUCUUAAUACUAUGCUGAUGGUAUUAAGGGCCAAAAUGUUUGAUUUUGGUCCCGUCUAGCAACAACACACAAUAUCAACUGUAGCUCUAAUGACCACCACAAGAAUCAACUAAACAGUGCAACUGUGUCAGAUAUGUGAAACUUUGCAUUAUGUAUUAUUUUGACUACCUAUGUAUUUUUUAUAUAUAUAUAUUCAUUGCCUGAUUUGUGUUGGUCAACAACCAUCUUCUUUUGGAUUGAAAGUUUGGUUUGUCCCAUGGUAAUGGAUGACAAAGGGAUUUUACUUGUGUGUAACCUUAUAUCUGUACCCCAGGGAAACAGGACAAAGCAACAAUAGUUCCUGGCGAGUGAUCUUGUUUAUUUUAAAGUAUGACAAUUUGUUUGCAUUAAUAUUUUUGAGAGAAAAUACUAUUAUUUAAAAAAUAUUCAAAUAAGAAUGUUUUAGUACAAAAAAUAUUUUAUUGUUUGAGUCAAAUCUUAUGGUGUGUAAUGUUAAUUUUAUAUGACCAUUUUUGCUCAUUUUUGAAGGGUGCCAGUAAUUCAGGAGGGCGCAGUAUUUGAAAAGUCACAUAAGUCAUACCGUGCAUUUAUUAGAUUAGCAGUUUCAAUUGCACAAGAUUAAAAAAGUCACUAAUUUAGGACAAGCCCAAAUGUGUAACCUGCUUUCAGCUCAGCUUUACUGUAGCCAAUCUGCUGUCUCACUUCUACAGAAUCCUUUUCUCCGUUUUUGAAUUGCUUCAGUCUGUUUGGUCUUUUCUCUUACUUUCUGUGUAUUUUUCUCCAUGUAACACAUCAUACUAUAAUUGGAAAGAAAUUGUUAGUCCAGCAACUUGUGUUUCUUCAAAUUCAGAUUAAAACUUUUUUUCUGUUUUAGAAGGUAUGUGGUCAUAACAUGCCUGACACUUGAAAUAUUUAGAUAGAAGUAUCUUGAAUACUUAAAUGUACAGCUUCAAUUAGCUCCAAAAGCUUAGAGGUGCUGUUUUAAAUUUAUUAGCCAUUAGUGACACCCUUUUUAUUUAAUCAGGGAGGCAUCAUAGUGGCAUUGCACCUGUCCAGUUUUCUCUGCUUGGACUUCACUUCACUACAGUGUUUAUUAUAGCAUAGGUUUAUAGUCAAUCCAGUUUAUGACAAAUUAUGAUAUUAUUGCAUAGAGUGUGUAAUGCCUUGAUGUUAAAGGUUUGGCUCUGGUAUUUCUCUAAGCAGCCUUGUUAUUUAAACGGAAGUAUUUCUGUUUUAAUUGCUACAGCUCUGGAGGAGAAGUUCAUCUCCUUCUUUGUGUCAUUUUUCUAUUUUCACACUAUGUUGUGCCAUGUCAUUAUGUGUCACAUUUUGUAUAAUACAUUAUGUAAAUGUAUGUUUAUGAAUGCUAAUAUAGAUGGUCUCACCUGAUGAUGUUUAGAGAGAUGACUAUUCAUAUAUUAACUAAAAAACAGGCUGUGUGUGUGUGUGUGUGUGUGUGUGUGUGUGUGUGUGUGUACAAAUCGUUGGAGGGUGUGACAUGGACCAUCCAUUUUGGUGCUAAAAUAUGACUGUAUUUAAUGACUAAUUUUAUCCAUAUUAGUUUACAGCUGUUUUCCCCUUUAUUGAUUACAACAGUGUGGCUUCAGUGUUGUGAAAUAUUGUGGUCACAGACAGGCUGUGGUCCGUCUGUCUGUUUGUGGGAUGAUAUACAGUAUACAAAGAAUUCCAGAAGCACCUGAAUAAAGCAUUAAUGAGCACUUAA
Neoarius graeffei (lesser salmon catfish) is the source of this 5180-nucleotide messenger RNA. RefSeq names its product Scm polycomb group protein like 4 (gene scml4). Bases 107 to 1546 code for a protein of 479 amino acids. The record is from RefSeq and is a predicted model, not a curated record. Gene Ontology annotation, molecular function: protein binding. NCBI's taxonomy places the organism in Eukaryota, Metazoa, Chordata, Actinopteri, Siluriformes, Ariidae. The transcript is spliced from 9 exons.